Molecule: messenger RNA, 1255 nt
Organism: Drosophila innubila
Lineage: Eukaryota; Metazoa; Arthropoda; Insecta; Diptera; Drosophilidae
Product: methionine aminopeptidase 1
Exons: 3
Coding region: 56-1183 (375 amino acids)
Biological process (GO): proteolysis
Molecular function (GO): metalloaminopeptidase activity
Source: RefSeq, a predicted model, not a curated record
GCCUUCGAAGUGCUAAAUUUGGAACAUUUUAUAAGAAAAUUCCUGAGCUGGUGAAAUGACACAAAAAUGCGAGACAACGAAUUGCAGUAAGGAUGCAACGCUGCAGUGUCCCACUUGCCUCAAGUUGGGCAUCAAGGGAUCAUUCUUCUGCUCGCAGGCGUGCUUCAAGGGAUUCUGGAAGGAGCACAAGGUGAUCCACGCCUUGGCCGCUGGCGGAGCAAAACCCGUGGUCGACGAUAACGGCGUCUACAAUCCCUGGCCUCAUUUUCGGUUCACCGGCAAGCUGCGUCCCUUCCAACAGACCCCCAAGCGCGCUGUUCCGGAGGCAAUUCAACGACCCGACUACGCGGAUCAUCCGGCGGGACGAUCUCUGUCCGAGGAAGCAUUGCGUGGCACCACGAUCAAGGUGCUCGACGAUGAUGAGAUUGAGGCAAUGCGGGUAGCCGGACGCCUGGGGCGCGAGUGUCUGGAUGAGGGCGCCAGGGCCGUUGAGGUGGGCAUCACAACGGAUGAGCUGGAUCGCUUGGUGCACGAGGCUGCCAUUGAGCGGGAUUGUUACCCAUCGCCCCUCAACUAUUACAAUUUCCCCAAGUCGUGCUGCACCAGCGUCAACGAGGUGAUUUGCCACGGCAUUCCGGACAAGCGGCCUCUAGAGAAUGGCGAUAUUUGCAACAUUGAUGUGACCGUCUAUCACCGUGGCUUCCACGGCGAUCUCAAUGAGACAAUGUUCGUCGGCGAGGUCUCCGAGAAGCACAAGAAACUGGUGCGCAUCACGCACGAAUCCCUGGCCAAGGCGAUUGAGCUGGUGCGUCCAGGAGUGCGAUAUCGUGAGAUUGGCAAUGUUAUACAGAAGUAUGUGGCGCCUCACGGAUUCAGCGUGGUUCGCAGCUACUGUGGCCAUGGAAUUCAUCGCGUCUUUCACACUGCCCCCAAUGUGCCGCACUAUGCCAAGAAUUCUGCUGUGGGUGUCAUGGCAGCCGGACACACCUUCACUAUCGAGCCCAUGAUAUCCGAGGGUGUGCAGAAGGCUGAAUCCUGGCCUGACGACUGGACUGCCGUUACCGCCGAUGGCCUCUACUCGGCCCAGUUUGAGCAGACGCUGUUGGUAACAAACAAUGGUUGUGAGAUUCUAACGAAGCGCCGGGAGAACAACGGACAGCCAUGGUUUAUGGAUAAAUUGUAGUUCUAAGUACUGGUUUUUGAUGAAGCUUUAAUUUGUUUUUACAAUAAAAUCUAAAGUUUGUAUUUCCCCCAU